Rasamsonia emersonii CBS 393.64 is the source of this 795-nucleotide messenger RNA. RefSeq lists its product as uncharacterized. The record is from RefSeq and is a predicted model, not a curated record. Bases 1 to 795 code for a protein of 264 amino acids. The transcript has 3 exons. Lineage: Eukaryota; Fungi; Ascomycota; Eurotiomycetes; Eurotiales; Trichocomaceae.
AUGCGUUUUUUGUAUAACUACUUUUUAAUGUCCAUACCGAGCCUUUCGGCUAUGACAGACCCCGAAUCAUGGGCCACAGCCCCUAUCCAGUCUCUGAACUCAUCUUUGACCAUUCUAGACAUUUUCCUCGCCCCAAACCACCUUACUGUGCAGGGCCUUUGGGCAUUAAGUAUGCCCUCCUUGGUGUUAUCACCGUAUGGGUGUUACCUGCCUGCUACAGGCCACCCCCCCUGUUAUCCCUCCCCUUCUCGUUCUGCCUCUUCCAGGACCUCCAGCCCCCAUUCAUCAUCCUUAUGGGCCCUAUUUACUGCCCGUGCCUGGUCCCACCGUGGGCAACCUAUGGCAGUGUCUGCUAGGAACUGUAGCAGGGCUCAUGAGGCUUUAGGGUUCCCAAACAGCCUUCCUUCUGGAUACUUCCCGAACGAAGACAUCCAUAGGGCCAGAGACGUCGACCCGGACACGUUCAUGUCCCUAGAUGAAUUCUCCCGCUUUCGCGAAUUUGUCAGCGAGGAUCUGCACAGCCUCUACCUGUCGCUUAUGAGCACGCCGCCGCCAGAGGACAUUCAUCUAACGCGGGAGGUGCGGCACGCCCUGGACCAGCUCAAAUUGACGACAGGCAAGAUCGGCACCGCAAAGAAGAUGAUGACUAGCACGACGAAGUGGGUUUUGCAGAUGUACGCGGGGGAAAUGUUCGAGCGAUGCGGCGGGCUGAGUCUCGUCGAGAAGAGGUACUUGCCCACGGGGGUGUUGGCCAUGAUGCGCGGGAAGAAGGUUACGUGGCAGAUGGUUCUGUAA